Messenger RNA from Saccharomyces mikatae IFO 1815, 1035 nucleotides. Its product is annotated as aldo/keto reductase. The record is from RefSeq and is a predicted model, not a curated record. The transcript has a single exon. NCBI's taxonomy places the organism in Eukaryota, Fungi, Ascomycota, Saccharomycetes, Saccharomycetales, Saccharomycetaceae. The coding region runs from base 1 to 1035 and encodes 344 amino acids.
AUGUCAAAGUCAUACCCUAAACCAGUGAGACUGGGAAAUUCAGGCUUAAAAAUUUCACCUAUUUUGGUGGGUUGCAUGUCCUAUGGGUCCAAGGAUUGGGCAGAAUGGGUCAUUGAUGAGAAGGAAAAAAUCUUUGAGAUCCUAAAGCACUGCUACGAUAGUGGUAUGAGGACCUUCGACACUGCUGAUGUAUAUUCUAAUGGUCUAAGUGAACGUAUCCUAGGGGAGUUUUUGAAGCAUUAUAAGAUCAAAAGAGAAACUGUUGUUAUCUUAACGAAGGUCUAUUACCCUGUAGAUGAGAGCCUAAAGCUUACACACUCUGCAAAAAUCAGUGAAUCUGACAUGCUUGGACUGGUCAACCAAACUGGUCUGUCUCGCAAACAUAUACUUGAGGCUGCAAAGAAUUCUGUCGAAAGAUUAGGAACUUACAUCGAUGUCUUGCAGAUCCACAGAUUGGACCACGAUACACCCAUGGAAGAGAUUAUGAAAGCCCUAAAUGAUGUUGUGGGGCUAGGGUAUACUCGGUACAUUGGUGCUUCUUCAAUGUUGGCCACUGAAUUUGCCGAGUUACAGUUUAUUGCAGAAAAACAUGACUGGACCAAGUUUAUAUGUUCACAGUCAUGUUACAGUCUUCUUUAUCGUGAAGAUGAACGUGAGUUGAUUCCAUUUGCCAAAAAACAUGGAAUAGGUUUAAUACCUUGGUCUCCCAACGCGAGAGGUGUUUUGACAAGACCGCUCAAUCAGGAAACAGAUAGAAAAAUUUCAGAUCCUACCCUUAAAAGAUUAAAGUUUGACUGUCUGGAAUCCCAUGAGAAGAGGAUCGUUAAUCGCGUGGAAGAAGUUGCGAAAAAGAAAGGUAUCUCGAUGGCUAUGGUGUCCAUUGCCUGGGUUUUGAGUAAAGGCGCUUGCCCUAUUGUUGGAUUAAACUCUAUUGAAAGAGUGGACGAGGCUAUCAGGGCAGUGGAUGUGCAGUUGACUGAAGAGGAGAUUCAAUAUUUAGAAGAGUUAUACAAGCCAACGUACUUGAAAUACUAG